This is a messenger RNA of Phymastichus coffea, 4358 nucleotides long. RefSeq names its product ankyrin-2-like. The coding region runs from base 398 to 4132 and encodes 1244 amino acids. Gene Ontology annotation, biological process: protein localization to ciliary inversin compartment. The transcript has 3 exons. NCBI's taxonomy places the organism in Eukaryota, Metazoa, Arthropoda, Insecta, Hymenoptera, Eulophidae. The record is from RefSeq and is a predicted model, not a curated record. Gene Ontology annotation, cellular component: ciliary inversin compartment. Gene Ontology annotation, molecular function: protein binding.
AGUUAGGUUGGGUUCAUUUAUCAGCCUCUGCCAUUUUUUCUUAGAAAAUACGCACUUAUGAUGCUGUCUGCUAUCGCUAUGUGCAAUUUAAAUAUGUAUUGAUUUUCUCAACAUUUCCGUUUUUAACAUUGUAAACUAGACUCAUAAAAUGCAGUUAAGGAACUGUUUUUUUACAUUAAAAAUUCCGACUUAAAUUUUAGUUUAUUUUCGGCCUUUUUAUUAGUUGAUUAAAUAAAUAAAAGAGAAAUAACAUUAUAUUCUUAUACGUAAGAUUUAGUCAUUUUGCUUAUUGUAAAUGAGUAAUUUUACAAAUAUUUAUAAGCAAGAUAUUAAAAUGAAGAAUACAUAAACCAAACCAAAGAACUAUCAGAAUUAAUAAAAAGUAAUAAAACUUACAAUGAACGUAAAACUCAAAACAAAUGAAAUAAAAUUAGGUCAAUUUUAUUAUAUUUGUAUGCACAAACAACUCAAAGUAGAAGAAUGGCUGUUGUACAAUUUAUCAAUUGUGAAUAGCAGAGUCAGUAUUCAUUCUCCAACAUUUCCUGGUUAUACUGCAUUACAUUUUGCUGUGGUAUGUAAACAUUUACGAGCAGUAAAAAUAUUACUUGAACACAAAGCUGACUUUACAAUCAAAAAUGCCAAAGGACAAACAGCUUUACAUCUUGCUAUGACAAUGAUACUAUUGGAUAAGGCACCAAAGAGAAAACAUAAUUUAAUUCCUAUAAUCGAUGAGAUUUUAGUUGCUCACAAAAAGAAUUACAUUAAUGUUUUAGAUAAUAUGGGAUUGUCACAUUUUCAUAUAGCAUGUUUCAGAAAUAAUUAUUCAAUUGUACUAGGCUUUUUAGAAAAUAAAGUUGAUUUUAAUAGUUAUAUCAGCCAUAGUUCACCAUACUGGCCUGGCUACACACCGUUACAUAUUGCAUCCACAUAUUCCAUUUUGUCUACAACAAAUUUACUUCUGAAAUUUGGUGCUGACGUAAACAUAAAAAAUGCAGCAGGGUUAACUCCACUUCACGUUGCAAUAAAAAAGUGUGAUGAACUACUUAUAGAAUCAUUAUUUUCAGCUCUUGGACAAAAUUCUAUAAAUCCAAUUGAUAACAAUGGAAUAUCCUUACUGCAUGUUUAUUGUAUGGGCAAUUGUAAAUUACACUCUUUAGAAAAGAUAUUGCAACAGGUCGUCAACAUAAAUAUUCCUGUAAAGUCUGAUUCAAUUUUGUGGCCUGGGUAUACCCCAUUACACGUUGCUGUUCAUUGUAAAUGCACAUAUCGAAUCGUAUUGUUAUUGCAACGUAGAGCUGAUAUAAAUGCCAAAAAUGCAGCUGGUAUUAGCCCAAUUCAAUUAGCUAUUCGUACCAAAUUGAUUACCAAUACUUUUAUUUACUAUGUACAUGAAAACAUCAAACAAAUUUUCCAAAUUGAUAACUGCAGCCCAAAGAUGUUUGAAUUUUAUUGCACUUGUCUGAAUUCAAAUUUGGAUUCUAUCAAAUAUGUUUUAAAUAAUGGAUUUAAUAUUAAUACAACUAUACCUUCAAAGUGUCCUAUAAAGUUGUCAGGUUACACUGCAUUACAUUUUGCAGUUGAACUUGCUGAUAUAGAAAUGAUUGAUUUUCUACUGCAAAAUGGAGCUGAUUUAUGUAUUCAAGAUGUUAAUGGAUCAACGCCAGUUCAUAUUGCAGUUUAUAAAAAAGAUUAUAGUAUUGUGAAGAGAAUGUUUUCAUAUUAUACUGAAACAAUGAAGAAUUCUGUUGAUAAUAAAGGAUUAUCACACUUACAUGCUGCUUGUUUAGCUAAUAGAGCAGAUAUAGUCAAGAAUAUUUUAGAUUCAGGUUCAUUUGUAGACAUGGCUACUAGUAUUGGAGAAACUCCCUUACAUUUUGCAGUGAAAUUUAAUUGUAUAGAAAUAGUAGAAGUACUUUUGGAAAGGAAUGCUGAUUUUACUCUUCAAGAAACGUAUACUGGUUCAACUCCACUUCACUUUGCUAUUCAAAAACAGUAUAAGGAAAUCAUAAUUAUGAUUUUAUCAGUUCAUAAUAGAAAAAUUAUCAAUCCAGUUAAUAAUUUUGGACUAUCUCAUUUUCACAUUUUAUGUAUGAAAAAUGAAAGCAUUCUAAUUAAUCAAUUUCUACAAAAUAAAAUAGGUACUGAGGAUCAAGUUAAAUUAGAUUCACCAAUAUACCCAGGCUUCAGACCAUUACACUUUGCUGUGAAAAAUGGUCACAUAGAAAGUACGAAAAUACUUUUGAACAGUAAUUUUGAUAUUAUAACCAAAGAUAUUUUUAAUAAGGUUCCUUUACAUUACAUUGGUAAAUUACACCCAAAUGAAUCCAAACAGAUUUUGGAUGCCUUUUGGCUUGUAAUUCAGAAUAAAGAUACACAGCUUGCCGAAAAAACUGGAUUAACUGCAUUACAUGUUGCUUGUAUGAGGGAUGACAUACUUGCGGUUAAAAAUCUACUUCAUAAAGAUGUAGAUAUUAAUGCACAUGCUAGUUUACAAUGUCCUAUCUAUUCAGGAUGCAGUCCUCUGUAUUUAGCAGUUAAAUACAAUAAAAUUCGUAUUAUCAAGAUGCUACUAUGUUAUGGCGCUAAUGUAAAUAGUGAAGAUAAAUAUGGUUUCACUCCACUUCAUAUAGCUUGUUCCAAUGCAAAAAUCAAAGCAAUAGAAAUAUUACUGACUUACAAUGCUGAUCCAAGCGUGAAGAGUGCAAGACAAAUUACUCCACUUCGUUUAGCUUUACAAUCAAAUAAUGAAAAAAUUAUACAAAUAAUUUUAUCACAUCCUACUUCUAAGCGUAACAAUCCAAUGGAUAACAAGGGAUUGACGUAUUUCCAUAUUGUUUGUCUAAGGGGCAUGAUAGAAACAGCCAGAGAUUAUAUUCACUGUGGAGUAAAUCUCGAUGAACCCGUUCAUCCAUUCGCUCAAAAAUAUUCUGGCUACACGCCAUUGCAUAUAGCAGUAUACAAAAAAAAUCGUCAAAUGGUCGAUCUGAUUUUGGGUCACUGGACGAAAAUCAAUACCAGAAACAGAGAAGGUGCAACAGCAUUGCAUCUGACUUGUAUCCCUCGAGCUGGCUAUGCCGACAUAGCUGCCAAACUUUUGUUGUAUGGUGCCGAUCCAGAUGUCAGGAAUAAUUUAGGAUUCACUCUAGUCGAGCUGGCAAUAAAGUAUAACAAAACUAAUAUUCUCGAUGUUGCUUUCAAGUACAAAGCUAGUCCUAAUCUAAUGAGUCCAAUGAUCAUGAAUUAUCGACCUCUCGAAUUGGCAAUCGCCUGGCAACGUGAAAAAAUUGUCGGGGUACUUUUGAAAAACGGAGCUAGCGUUCAUUUUACAAGUUUGGAAGGGGGUACUCUGAUUCACCAGACGAUUCAGUUGGUGCAGGCGAAAGAACAUUAUUACGCACGGAUUUUCACUCAAUUAAUGGAGCACGGUUGCGACCUGAAUACAACAGACUGCUCCGGUCGGACAGCUCUUCAUCACGCGUAUUGGCCGGUCAAUCUUGCCGCGCUAAAAGCACUCUUGAGAUGCGGCGCGAAUAUUGACGUGGAGGAUCGCAGCGGUCGCACCAUAGUCUCUUACUUCUUCGAAAUUUCAACGAGCAGAAUGCCUAGGCUCGAGCUCUACGAAAUUUUCUGCAAGCACUUGCAGGUCAGAAAGUUGGCUGGUUUUCCAAUAAGCCACACUAACGAGCUUCUGUACGAGAGGCUGCUCAAGGAAAAUGAAAACAAUUUGGAUGACGAGGAGGAGCACGACGAGAAGAACACUUUGGCAAACGCGUGUAAAAUGGAACUUGAGCGGAUGAAGAGCACUUACUUCGGAUACGUGUCUUUGUACGAGAUGUUCCGAAACGUCAAUAAAAUGGCAACGCAUCUGGCACGGAACGGAGCGUUCGCCCGAUUAAUCAAAUCCAAUCAAUUGGCCCAGCUCUUUCCGGAAUGUGGCUGCCUUGUCAUGAUGCAAUACGGAAAAGCUUUGGCUAGAAAAGAUCUGCUAGAACCUGCACUUGAAGCGCUCGACGCAUUGAUAAUCGAAAGCUUUGACGAAAUAUGCUGGAAUCUGGACUGCUCUGAUGCUGUAAUUGAUUAUUUAAAUAACACUGAUCUGUGCAGUUUAGCUGCUGCAGUCCGCGCGGACUAAUAUCUGUAUAAAUUUUGUAUUAACUUGUGAUCAACUUUCAGUCAACGGAUACUAAUUGCUUGAAUGUUGCCAAUGUAAUGUAACGUCUAAAUUGUUUCAAUAAAUCUUGUCAAAAAACUGAUCAGCAGGACAGUCUUUGAUUCUCGAGACGACAGUCUCCAAAACACAAACUUUCUUCAUCAGAGACAAAUAGAUACAGGCAAACCCAACAAUAAGAUUCUUUCUG